Mizuhopecten yessoensis (Yesso scallop) is the source of this 4507-nucleotide messenger RNA. RefSeq names its product sodium- and chloride-dependent transporter XTRP3-like. Gene Ontology annotation, biological process: sodium ion transmembrane transport. The transcript is spliced from 13 exons. Gene Ontology annotation, cellular component: membrane. Lineage: Eukaryota; Metazoa; Mollusca; Bivalvia; Pectinida; Pectinidae. The record is from RefSeq and is a predicted model, not a curated record. The coding region runs from base 191 to 1978 and encodes 595 amino acids.
UUCAGACGCUGGGAGCCUACUAUGAGCAAUACCCUGAUACACCAGUAGUGGGAGUGUACCUAGCGCCGGAGACCUGGUACGUGUUACGGGUGGAUUAUACACCCAGCUGUACACCAUUCCGUUGGAUUAGCAGUGAGAUAGUGCUCCUUUUCCAGGUGGAUUAGUAACGAGAUUGUACUCCAGUGGGAUAAUGACGGACACGAUACUGACAGAGCCGGCCAGUACCGGGGCUCGGUGGAGUUUACUGCAGUUCUCAUUGGUGUGUUGUUAUACGGUCGGGAUACAUGGCACCACCAGUCUCCCUCACUUCUCCUUUAUAUACACAGAGAUGUUUCUGAUUGCCUACUACGUGCUGUUGAUCCUGAUUUGUAUACCGGUGUGCUACGUACAGAUAAAGUUAGGCGCCAUCUACCGGCGGGGUAUAGUGGGGAUCUUCAGCCACCUCAUCCCCAUUCUAAAAGGUUCAGCGGUGGCCAUAUUGUUGAUGACGUAUAUCCGGUCUCUCGUAAACGGCCUUGAACUCAGCUAUUCCCUUUACUACAUGUUCGCGGCUUUCAAGAACGACUCUCUUGGUUUACGGAAUACUGACCCAAACUACGCAUCGAUUCACUUCCACCAAGGGUUUCUGCAGCGUUCCCAACACAUAGGCCAAGGUGGUCACGUGGUCUGGUAUAUAGCCCUCUGUCUCCUGGCGACAUGGAUGGUUACGUACUUGAUGACUUUCAAGGGCUUCCAAGGGCUGGGCAAGAUUGUGUACGGAUUGACGCCUGUCUGUCUCGUUCUGGCCUUCGUAGUGUUCAUGUAUGCGUUCAUCGCCGUCGGACCACCGGACGAGUACACCCCACCAGAAUUCCGUGAAUACCGUGUGGUUCCAUCAAAAAACAACAAAAGUGACGUCAUUGAGGAAGUGGUCCCAAGAGAGACCAGGACCAGGACAUUGUCGGAUCUAGCUCAACCAAAGCCGUGGGUGAGCGCCCUGCUGAUCCACAUGGGCAGUGUUGGACUGUGGGCCGGGAUCCUGCCCUCCAUGGGAGCCCAGCUCUACAACAGCAAGAAAGUCAUCAACGCGUCGUGGAUCAUUCUGCUUGCAAUCUACGGUACACUUCCGGUUCUUCUCAUGUUGGCAUUCGGACAGUUUUUCCAGGCAGACAGUAACUCUGGUUUCAUAGCAGUGGCCAAUGGGGUCAAACCAGGACUUUCACACCUACUGGUAGGGAUGUACGGCAAGCUGCGCCACCUACCGUUCGUUGCGUUCAGUGUCUACCUGAUCUCCUUCCUGUUCGGCAUCGUUCAUCAGGCCGUCCACCUCGUCACGAUCUGGGAAACGCUUCUCCCCGUCAUACCUCUCCAAGUGAUGAGGAUCGUCAGACGUCGGGAGUGCCUCGUCGCCAUCGCCUGUACUGUCUCCUUCAUCGUUAGUCUGCCGUUUGCAUCACAGGCCGGAAUUUUCAUCUACAUGGUUGUGAACAGCUACGUUGAUCGUCUUAUCUUCGUUGUCAUCAUCAUCAGUAUGGUACCAUUCAUUACCGGCUACAUCAAACAGGAAUGCCUGUAUCUACCGAUAGAGCGCGCUUGUAUGAGUCUGUGGUACGGACUGUCAUCCUUAGUUCCCUCGGCCAUGCUGAUUUACUACUGUGCUGUGUACGUAUACCCGUUCCCUGUAGUGGGGUACGACCAGAGAGAGGCUGAGAUGGUGGGAUGGUUUAUCGCAGCCUCGCCUAUCAUUCUGGGACUCAUAUUCGGGGCGGUACAUGCAGUUUUUAACGAGAAGGGGACGUUACGUCAGCGCUGUCUCCAGGCCAUAAAGACGGACAGCUUGCGGACAACAGACAGUACAAAUGAUUACGACAUAUCCGAAACAACUAACACUGGUCUACAUCCCUCAAAACCAGCCAGUCAUACCAACACGCUCGAAAAAACGGAAACGGAAGUCGUAAUGAAAGCUCCUGACAACAACACGGAUGUCGCAAAGAUUUAAAACAUCUCGCAGACAAGGAUGCGUUCUUAAAAGUAUAAAGAUGUUUUGUUGAACUUUAGUUUUGUACCGAGUGUUUUACCCUGCGUGUAAAUAGUAUGACUUUUUGAUGUUAUAAAAAGGAGCGAAUUAGGGAUAGAACUCUACUCUCAAAGGCGCCUAUCACGUGACCGGGACUCAGUGUGUGUGUUAGGAGUGGGAAUGGGACGGGGGACGGGUGUGAAAAUAGUGGGGUGUAAAAAUUGUGUAUCGUGCUGACAUGUUUUCUUAACUGAAACUCUUAUCACUAAUGUAGACAUUUGAGUUCAUAAUCUUAGCCGCAUAACUAUCAACAAAACUUGUACAGUGUAGCUGUCCAAAGUCUCGCCGUGUAUUAUUAAGAAUCCGCGGCAUUCCUUUAGAGUAAGUAUUGAUUUAGAAGUUUACGUCUUACUGGGACAACAUUCCUACAAGAUAAGACAUUCCCGUUCUAGUUUACCUGACCCUACAUUUAGCCCAAUGAGCUUUUCGGAUACUUGGCGUCGGCGUCGACUAGGCAUCUUGUGGCCUGCGUGUCGACUGGACGUCGGCGGUUCAUUGGCGUCGGUACGGCUUUUUAGUGGGCGUCGUUCGUUACUUGGCAUUUGCCCAGUGACUGUGAUAUGUUCACUGUAUAGAGUUAUUAAUGGGAACCAAUCGAAAAAAGGGAAAAAUAACAGGAUUUCUUCCCUAUCUUUGAUAUACUGAUUGUUUUUGUAAAUAACAUAUAAGUAGGAGUUCACUAAUUUUAGAAUAGUGUUUUCUCACCUAAUCAAGAUUCCCUUUUUAAUUAUUGUUGCUAUUUGUCUGUAUAUAUAAUAUGCAUUGUUGGUGCUGUAUGACGACAUUCCUUAAUGAAGUGCAGUAUGUGGCGUUAUUACAAUGACUAACACGUUACAUUCAUCUGGCUGAGACGGGUGCGCGAGGUGCUUUAUGUCAUUCAUUCCCAUUAAAUACUGGAUCAUCCUAGAGACAAAAUGUAGUGCAAGUCGUCGGGAUUGUAAACUUAUAUGCUGAAAUAUUAUUUACAAGUGAACACAGACGAAUGAAAUUUGGAUUUUGUUAGAAAUUGUUCAUACGGCUGAAAAUCAGCAUUUGUGUGAACUGCUCAGCACGUUGUUUUGAUUUAUGCAUGUGAAUAAUGCUUAUCUAAGUAUACGGUGAAGAUAUGUACAAACACGUAGAGUGUGUCAACAACACUGCGAUCUCUACAGUCAUAUGUGAUGGAGAGAGAAACUGAUCUAAGGUAGAUAACUCUCACUUCAACAAUUUUUAUGUUCUGACAUUUGUGACUUUCCCUUACAUGCCAUAUCAAUGUCUAAGGAUUAUCUCACCCUUUUUUGAUAAACGUCGCUAUAGGUGAUGUGACGUGCACGAUGACUUUUACCUGUUGACGUUUGACAGUAUAUCAAUGUUACCUGUUAAUUAUGUAUUCUUUUUGUAUCGUCAUAGUGUCAUAGUGUGUAAAUCUGUACAAUGUUUAUGAAUGUAUAUUUCACGAGUUAAAUUAUUAUACCAUCCGUGUUUGAAAUAAAAUUCUGUUUUAACGACUUCUUGAAAAAGUACAUGUAAGUUAUAACACAAAGAUUUGGCUGUAUGAUGAAAGAACUGAAGUUACCUAACUAUUUAUUCCACACUUAGACUUAAACAUAAUGUUUCGGAUGUAUCUUUAAUUUGAUCAGAUAAAACUUUUUCUCCGCUAGUCAUCGCUAAUUGUUCACUCCGCUAGUCAUCGCUCGUUGUUCACUCCGCUAGUCAUCGCUCGUUGUUGAGAACUGCCAUUUUUGGCGAGAUUCUGAUCAGCAAGCGCUGAUUGGUCAGAUUUUCGGAAUUCCCUAUUGGUAACACUGAAGCUUUGGUGGUGGUUUGGGAGUCAAUUUGAAAACAUUUUACUUAAAAAGAUCCACAGAAUAUUAUAAUGUUUUGGGCUCUAUGUCCUUCUUCAAUCUCGCCGAAGGAAAGUUGUCUUGACAAUUUUACCGACGUGAGACUGAAGGAGGGCAGGAUCUCAAAACAAACAAAAUGUAUAAAUAAUAUUCUAUGGAAAUCCUUGAAAGAUAUUGUUUUCCUUCGGAGUCUUUUCAAAGUUUCAUUUAACGCCAAAUGAAUAGUUCCUUAAAUAUGUGUCGUCAGCUAGCGGGGCCCUGUUAUCGUCGCUGGUGUAAGGUUGGACGUAACGUUCACGUCGAGCGUCUGUUUUAUAAACAAUCUUGAUUUGAACAAUCAAUGUACGUACAACCAACAGUUUAUAGCUGUUUUCAAUGUUCACAACAAUAAGUAUAGUGAGAGUUUGUGGCCAAACUAAAGAACAUGAAACUAGAUAGGAGUUACAUGUAAGUUCGAAACAGAAAUGUGAAUGUUUCCGUUCAUCUCAUGGAAAGGAAUCUCCCCGUUGGAUGUAUAAAAGUCAGGCAAUCAUAAUAGCAGGAUUGGUAGAGGAAGGUAUAACAGAUCAAAAUCUACCAGAUAAAACAACAUCUAUUGUAUUCACGGUUUUUUUUUUAGCUCACCUGG